Messenger RNA from Cladophialophora yegresii CBS 114405, 1218 nucleotides. RefSeq lists its product as uncharacterized. Lineage: Eukaryota; Fungi; Ascomycota; Eurotiomycetes; Chaetothyriales; Herpotrichiellaceae. The record is from RefSeq and is a predicted model, not a curated record. The coding region runs from base 1 to 1218 and encodes 405 amino acids. The transcript is spliced from 3 exons.
AUGGACGGUUUCGAGACCGCCGCCCCCGACGCGCGAGAGCAACGCGAGGAUCGCGGACCUCGCAUCCCUCCUGCCAAACUCUCAACCAUCAAUGCCACUCCCACGAUCUCCAUCUUCUACAAGCCCGACAAGCGAAGUCCCGUCACGCUGCUUGAUGGCAAGUUCCCACGCGAUGCCGCGAUGAUCUUCUGCGACCGCAUUCGCCACGAUAUCAUCGAUAACGGCAGCAAAUCUUUCACCAUUGUCGGCGGCGACCUGAACGGCCACAAGCUAGUUCUUGCUUGGAUCAAUCAGUGCAUUGAAGAGCAGAGUAUCGUCAAGUUCAAGGACCUCGAUGAGUCAACUCCUGGCUUCUUCAUAACCUAUGCCAAAGUCAUCCUCUCAAGCCACUACAUCGGGAUUCCUGCUCGCGACCUCUCGGACCACCUCCUCAAACGAAUGACCGCCAUCGCCCGCAAGCAACUCAUUACCUGGGACGAAGUGCACUGGUUCUAUGAGACGGCCUUUCCUUCCACCAUGCCCCAGGAGAAAGAAGCCGCCUUCCGUGGAGUCGCCGCUGCUUCCAUCUUCUGGGGCUGGUGGUCCGCCAAAUUGGACAGUGACGAGACGCCCGAGGAGAUGCGCGUUCUCGAUGUGAUGAGGCUGGAAAACAAGCAGCUGGACGACGACUUGCACGCUUGGUGCGAGCGGAAUGAGGUAGACGUGAGACGAAAAUGGGGUGAGAAGAGCAAGGCAAAGAAGUAUGGUGCUCAAACCGCAAAUGACGGCGAUAACGGAGCCGGAGCGGGUUGGGACCAACCUGCUGCUACCGCAGAAGGCAAUAACGGUGGUUGGGACAACGCUGUUGCCGAAGACGGUGCUUCGGCUGGGUGGGACGUCGCUGCGCCCCACCCAGCCAACUCUGCAGCGGCCACUACCUCCAGGGGUAACGGCGCCAACACCUGGGACUCUGCCGACGUGCUGAACGAGAACGAUGCUCCUUAUGCCCCGCCAAAUUCUCUCGCGAGUCCUGAAUUCGGUGGUGCUAAGAACACACAUACCCCUUUGCCUCCUCUGGGCGAGAUCACGAAUGUCACUCCCUUCGGUGAGGCCAACGGCUUUGGCGGGACUAAUGGCGGAGUCGGUGAUUGGGCGGACGAGGUUAAUGCAGAGGUAGUCGAGCAUGGAGAGCAGUACCACGAUAAUCAGGGCCACCAGCUCGGGAAUAAUCAGUGGUAG